Molecule: messenger RNA, 2269 nt
Organism: Scophthalmus maximus (turbot)
Lineage: Eukaryota; Metazoa; Chordata; Actinopteri; Pleuronectiformes; Scophthalmidae
Gene: fstl3
Product: follistatin-like 3 (secreted glycoprotein)
Exons: 5
Coding region: 157-909 (250 amino acids)
Biological process (GO): negative regulation of activin receptor signaling pathway; regulation of BMP signaling pathway; cell differentiation
Molecular function (GO): protein binding; activin binding
Source: RefSeq, a predicted model, not a curated record
AUCACUUAUCCACAACACAUCCAUUCACAUAAGGGAGGGCUACUUCCAGAGCUGAGUCAAAGUGAUCCACUCUGUCAGAGGAACAUCACCUCUUUUUUGUCGAUAUUUGCUCACACAAGUUUCCAGAAGAAGGCUUUGUACUAUCCAGAGUACACAAUGAGCUUUUUGACUUUUGUUUUUGCGGUGAUUCUCACUUUGUAUCAGAUUGUGAGCAAUCCGGCUAGUGCUGGGAUAUGCUGGCUGCAGCAGAGUCAGGACCAAAGGUGCGACAUGGUGCUGAUGAGAGGGGUGACCAGAGAGGAAUGCUGUGCCGGGGACCGUCUGGACACAGCGUGGUCCAACAGUAGCCUGCCCAUGAAUGAGGUCAGCCUGCUGGGCUUCCUGGGAAUUGUCUCCUGUAAACCAUGUAAAGAGACCUGCGAGGGGGUCAGAUGCAGUCCUGGGAAGGUUUGCAAGAUGAAGACGGGAAGGCCUCAGUGUGUGUGCUCUCCAGACUGCUCUCACAUUACCCGGAAGCAUGCUGUGUGUGGCAGCGAUGGAAAGACGUACCAGGAUGAGUGUACCAUGCUGCUGGCCCGCUGCAUGGGACACCCGGACCUGGAGGUCAUGUACCAGGGAGAGUGCAAGAAGUCAUGCUCCAAUGUGGUGUGUCCGGGAACUCACACCUGCGUGACUGACCAGACCAACAGUGCCCACUGCGUCAUGUGCCGCACAACACCUUGCCCAAUACCCAUGCUGUCUGAGCAGCCAAUCUGUGGCAAUGACAACAUCACUUACCCCAGCGCCUGCCACCUUCGCCGGGCCACCUGCUUCCUGGGCCGCUCCAUAGGAGUCCGCCACUACGGCCACUGCAACAAUCCCCCUCGGAAAGAUCACGUUUUUGACGGCAGUGAGGAAAACGCAGUCUAGAUGGACGAAUCCUGACAAAGCCCUCAUCGAGAGAUGGGUUGGUUUCCAAGUGUCACACCACUAGCUUCCCGCGAUGACCUCUUUUUAAUUUUUUAUUUUUACAAUCCCUCCCCCUCCCCCUUGUACACAGAAUGAUGAUGCAUUUAAUACGGAAGGCCUCUUGGGAAGACACACUUUAGUGUACCUGCCUCCAAAAAAAGAAAGAAUCUGUGAGCAAUUGAUGUUGAUCUCUUGUGUUAAGUCAGGAAGGUAGAGGCAGAGGAAAGCAUGUGUCUCGAGGUAGAAAUAUCUCAUGAGCUCUUUGGGAGAUGUGUGCAUAUUGUAAAUAUAAUGCCACUACUAUUUAUUGGAGAAGGUAUCAAACUCUAUUUGUGUUUUUUAUCUAAGUAACAACUGCAUAUAUCCUUGGGAAAGCAGAUGCAAAAAAUCUUUUUGUAUUUAUUGUGUUUUGUUCUAUUGUGUAUGUACAAUAGUGGUCACUGGCAUUGUCGUUUCACAGUUUUUACAGUCUCCAUUCCCCACAAAAACAAACCGUUUUUUUCCCUCAUAAGCUGAUGGAAAGCAGCGCUAAUUUGUUUGGAAAGUCGAUACCACUCUGUAGGGUUUUCAACGAACCGCAAACAAGAACGGGGCAACUACAGCUGCACUGUAUGUACUGUAGCUUUUGCCUGGGAGGUGAGGAAAGGAUUCAGUCUAAACAAACCUGUAUAGUCUCUGUCCCAUUUCUCCCCCUCCACAUGUUUACUCUGGAACCUGAUCCAAACUCUCUGCCACCGCUGAUCACUAGAAGUUACAGUUUGUUCGUGUUUGUCUCAGACGACUGUUGGUACGACCCCAAGCCCUUCACAAUACCUCCUCUGUUGAACGCUUGGCUUCUUUUUGUAAAUGCGUCUUUGAAAGUCAUGCUGGUUGAUUCCGAUGCUGUUUUGCUGCUUUGACUUUAUUGAUUUUUGAAUUUUUUUCGUUUAAAGAACUUAACUGGACAAAUAAAUGCGAUUAGAAUUGUCUGAUUGGCAGAAAAAUUGAAUUUGUCUGUGAAUGGACUGAAUUUUGGGCAAGCUGAACGUACAUGAUCAUACAGCCACCGGAGACAAGACAAGUCUGUACAGUUGACACUGGUACACCUGUCAAAAUCCAGAAAUCCCAUUUAAUCCUUAAACUCAAAGCAGAUGUCUGGUAUCUUUGAAUAAUCUUGUUAGUGUAUUAUGGAACAUUUUAAUGACUCUCCUGUAAAUAACCAUCUCAUGCGUAUACUCACCUGUGUACCUACUGUGAAACCAGAAUGAUAAAUGCAUAAGCAUAUUUUUGUAUUUUUGUACUGCCACUUCAAAACAACAUAAAGUUUAAAGUUUAAGUUUAA